Molecule: messenger RNA, 678 nt
Organism: Dicrocoelium dendriticum
Lineage: Eukaryota; Metazoa; Platyhelminthes; Trematoda; Plagiorchiida; Dicrocoeliidae
Source: the annotation of a GenBank genome assembly
CAGGAAUGCUGCAUCCCAUUUGAAUAAUAAUCAAUUUGUGACACGUGUUUAUCCGGAAUGACUUUAAGCCUGUUGGAUGGACAAGUUCCGCAAUGGAUACUUUUAUCACUCCAAGUCUUGUCAAUACAAGGUGAUCCAAGUACAAAUUUCACCAAAUGGCUUGAUAUGAUCCCAAAGUCUGGAUUGCCACCUGUCUCACCGAUACUCAAUCCGGAAGAGCGACGACAUUUUAAACCCAUUCCUCGUUCAUGGCCAAGGUACAAAUUUCAGCGUACCUUCGAUUGCUAUACUUGUCAAAACUGCAUUGCAGAACCAAAAACCGUUCUCAGGACUGAGAGCGAUUGCACAGAAUGUGUUGUCAUCCAUACAAGGCCCAACCCACCAUAUCGGAUGUGUAAUAGAGGAAAUACCUCCAUAUGCUUGAGCAAUACAUCUGCUCGAUGCUGCCGGAGCAAUCUAUGUAACCACGCAACAAAAUCGCGUGGGUUACAUUACUUGAACUACACGGUUUUGACUAUUUGGACCGUAUACCAGUUCGUCGUCUUUCUGUCAAAUUAGAUAACUGCUGUUGACGUUAUCUGUAGUUGGAUGACUUGUACAAUUUUGCACCAUGCUACAAUGUGUAACACCUAAAAUAUAAAUAACGUCAGUGCUGCAAAUCUGUUUGUGAUACCAGGG